GCCCAGGGUUCCGGGAUUGAACUUAGAACCUUGUGCUUGCCAGGUUGAACAUUCCUAAUCUGAAAUUCAGAAUAUUUCAAAACCUGAAACAUUGAGCACCAGCAUGUUGCCACAAGUGGAAAAUUCCACACGACCUUAUGUGACGUUUUACAGUUAAGACACAAGUACCCAACAGUCAGUUUAUUCACUGUCUCCAAGAGAGAAAAUACCACCCAGUCGCCUUGAGCCGUAGCAUAUCUUUUCUGCACAUGCCCAGAUUCUCCUGCAGAAGCACACCCUCAAGGAGUACUGGAGUGGCACGUGUCAAGGCCCAGUGUGUCAAGGCCCGGUUCCUCAAGAUGUCCAUAUGAAGCCUUGUCACUCACUGUGAUUUUUUAGCUUACUGUCUUCUCUGUAGUAUAAAGAAAUUGUUAAAAAAAAAUGUUAAAAAGAACCACAGAUGUCCCUGUGGGUGACAGUGAUAGGAAAAAGAGGAAACAUUUAUGUUUAUCUAUAGCACAGAAAGUGAAGCUGUUGGAAAAGCUGGACAGUGGUGUAAGUGUGAAACAUCUUACCAAGGAGUAUGGUGUUGGAAUGACCACCAUAUAUGACCUGAAGAAACAGAAGGAUAAAUUGUUCAAGUUUUAUGCUGAAAGUGAUGAGCCAAAGUUAAUGAAAAAUAGGAAAACACUGCAUAAAGCUAAAAAUGAAGAUCUUGAUCGUGUACUGAAAGAGUGGAUCCGCCAGCGUCGCAGUGAACACAUGCCACUAAAUGGUAUGUUGAUCAUGAAGCAAGCAAAGAUUUAUCAUGAUGAAUUAAAAAUUGAAGGGAACUGUGAAUACUCAACAGGCUGGCUUCAAAAAUUUAAGAAAAGACAUGGCAUUAAAUUUUUAAAGAUUUGUGGUAAGAAAACAUCUGUCGGUCACAAAGCAGCAGAAAAAUUCAUUGAAAAAGUGGAUAUUGAAAAAGUUUUUAACACCAAGAAUCAGGAUGUAGUUGUUCAUUCAUUGACCAGUGGUGAAGUAGCAAAAAUGGUUCUGAAUCAAGCUGGGGAAGGUAGUGGUCAUUGUGAAGAUGAUGUCAGCGCUGCAGGAAAAGUGCCAAUAGAUGACAUGGUGAAAUUGUGUGAUGGACUUAUUGAAGGACUAGAGCAACGAGCUUUUAUAACGGAACAAGAAGUCCUGUCACUUUAUAAAAUCAAACAGAGACUUCUAGGACGAAAACUGUUAAUGAAGAAGAUGACAUUAGGGGAAACGUACAAAACAGACACUCAGCCAAAUGCUUCCUCGUCCCUAGAGGAGCCACUUGCUGGCCCCUCAGCUGCUUCUGAUGUUUCUUCUCACCUAAUACAAUAAAAUGAAGUGGGGUACAGCAACAAUCUCAACAACACGACACUACAGGUGUUAAUUGAAAACUGCUGCUGUCUAACAGCAGACACAAGAAUUCUGGAGACGCUGCUUUUCUUUCUGCUUACCCUGGACACAUUAUUCUUUUGUAUUGAUGGUAAUAAUUCAUCAUAAAUGAAGAUGUCUUCAGCACCUGAGCCUCCAACACUUAAACAAGAACCACCCAAAGAAAAAGACUUUCAAAACCCAGGACUCAGAGGGGUUUGCACAACGACUUUAUUUCGAGCUAUAAAUCCAGAGCUCUUCAUUAAACCUAAUAAACCUGUAAUGGCCUUCGGCUUGAUCUCCCUUUCGCUUUGUGUGGCUUACAUUGGCUAUCUCCAUGCAACACAAGAGAAUAAAAAGGAUCUCUACGAAGCUAUUGAUAGUGAGGGGCACAGUUAUAUGCGGAGGAAAACAUCUAAAUGGGAUUAAACUGCUACUUACUGCAGAUGGAGCUUUCUUAACUCUGCAAUCUUCAGAUGAAAGACUUUGUGAGCAUACAGAAUCAUAUUUCUUGUUCAAUAAUAGGCUAAUUAGAACAUAACGGUUGCAACCACAUCACUAGUGAAUUUUGUCACUUUACAGCUGUAGUUGUUAAACUCACUAUUUUUCUACAAGAAGAGCAUGUUGGUAUUUAUCUUUUACUAAAUCCUAUUACAAAGGUGCCUGGAAGAUGGAAGUCAUUUUUGUUAAUUAUUAAAUUCGGUAUAAUAAAAGUACCCAAUGCUAUUAAA
Octodon degus (degu) is the source of this 2102-nucleotide messenger RNA. It is a transcript of the gene Smim8, whose product is annotated as small integral membrane protein 8. Gene Ontology annotation, cellular component: nucleus. The record is from RefSeq and is a predicted model, not a curated record. Lineage: Eukaryota; Metazoa; Chordata; Mammalia; Rodentia; Octodontidae. The transcript is spliced from 4 exons. Gene Ontology annotation, molecular function: DNA binding. The coding region runs from base 1501 to 1800 and encodes 99 amino acids.